This is a messenger RNA of Corticium candelabrum, 637 nucleotides long. Its product is annotated as ciliary microtubule inner protein 1-like. The record is from RefSeq and is a predicted model, not a curated record. NCBI's taxonomy places the organism in Eukaryota, Metazoa, Porifera, Homoscleromorpha, Homosclerophorida, Plakinidae. The coding region runs from base 63 to 467 and encodes 134 amino acids. The transcript has 3 exons.
GGAAACCGUGGUGACGGCGAGUUGACAGUGUCAAGUAGAUGAUGACAAAUUCUGAACACUAGAUGAGCUACAAGAUGAAGAGAGGCAUCAACUACGCUCACGAAGACCAGAUAUGGAAAAAUCAUAUUGCGAGCGAACAAAUGGCAGCGAAGCUGUGGCCAAAAAACUGGGGAUUCCUCUCUCACGAGUACGCAAAGUUUAAUUUUAAGCAGAGUAGACAGUCUGAGUCGGCUGCAUCUCAAAAGCUCGUCAGAAUGGCGGCAGAAGGAGAAUCAUAUCCGCUGAAGCUGCCACCGUUAAAACCAGCCCCAGAGUUUAAAGGGUUGCCAUUUCCAAAGACUACAGCACGGGAAGUUGGUUGGAGAUCAGCGUACAGAUCCUGCUGUCUCGAGAAAUACAGUUCAUACGCGAAGUCUAGAGGAAAUUUGCUAAAGAGCUUGAACUGGCCUCCAGAUGCAGUUGUCUGAAGAGUACUCACUGCAUAUCAACUUGCUUUACGUACAAACUGCAGAUGGCAUUCUUCAACUGACACAAUUUCUUUUCAUAGUGCUGUUUGUAUACAGUGCAGUUGCACAGUAAACAAUCUGUAAAAUAGCUUGAGGAUGGUUUCUGACCGCUUUAUAUACAUCUGUGAGAU